AUGAGUGCAAAAAAGUCGGUUGCGUCCUCUCUAAAGAAUCCAGUCUUUUCUUCAGACGAUGCAGAAUCAAGGGCACUAGUCACAGACGAAUACCUAGGCGACCAAUCUUCUUCAUCAGUAAAUAAUGAUUUGAAUUCAAUAUUGAAGCAAAUAACGAAAGACUCAACACCCGUCUCAUCCAAAGCUCUGAAGCUUGGUUUUCCGGAAGAAAAAGAUGAUGAGUGUGAAGAUAUGCAGCUUUUUCUCAAUAGGCGAAAGCAUUUCUUCAUUUUGUCGUCCGCUGGUAAACCGAUAUACUCAAUGCAUGGCUCGGAGGACAUUAUUGUUGGAUAUAUGGGACUAAUUCAAACCAUUGUAAGUUACUUCCAUUUAGAAGAAACAGCCGAAGCCGGUAUCGGAACUGGAGAUUUGCGAAGUUUUAAAAACGGUGACGUUUGUUUUACUUUUGAGAACCGCUACCCCAUCAUUUUAAUGGGCGUCUCAAACAUGCAAGAAACUGAUGUAGAAUCAACGCAACAACUGGAUUUUCUAUACAACUAUUUGGUCACCACACUAAGUAAACCUCACAUAAACAAAGUUUUCAGGCAAAGAGAAAGCUUCGACUUCAGAAAACUAUUGGGUCAUGCUGAUGUUGCUUGUCUGAACAAUAUCUGUGCGGACCUUGCUAAUAACUCCAAUUUGGGUCUUAUUAUUGGAGGUUUACCAUGCCUAAAGGUGAAGAGACACAUCAGGGUCAAACUUGAACAAAUAUUACUGAGGUACACGUCUCCAAGCGUUCUUUAUGGCUUAUUAUUGGGCCCAGAGGGAAAGUUAAUAACUGUUAUGAGACCUAGAAGACACACUCUCCACACUGCGGAUCUUCAACUACUGUUCUCGAUGAUAUUUAAUACCAACACAUUUAAGACCAGUUCAACCGACAAACCAGAAUUCCAGGUGAACGAAGAAUUUUGGGUUCCUGUGUGCCUUCCAAGGUUUAAUUCGAAUGGAUUUCUUUACGCAUUUAUUCAGUUCUGGCAACUACAAAGAGAUGACGCAUUAGAGAAACUAGGAACAGGAUCUGCUGAUCAAAGUGUCAAUCCUGAUACGACAAAGAUGGGAUUGAUUUUGCUGUCCCCUUACAAAGACCAAUUUUAUCAAGUCCGAGACAUCAGUAAAAGAAUAAUUGAUCGAAUCAUGGAGUCCUCUACACUAUACAAGGAGCUUUAUUUGUCAAUGUUGACUAAUACACCUCCAGAAGGAAUAUGUCCGCUUAUCUCAGACUUUAUAUUCAAAUCAAAGAAACACGCACAAUAUUUUUUAAUAAAAAGAGACGACGAUGGAGAACAUGAGCGUAUGCUCAGAUACAUUUAUUCUCGAUUGCACUCUGCCGUGGUGACUAAUACUCUAGUUUCACCCCAGAGAAGCACAAAAUGCAACGGAGAAAAUAUUCUACAACGAAAGAUUAUUACUUUUGAUUCUUCCAAUUUCAUCAAAUACACCAAAUGGAAAGUGAGUAGCUCCCAAUUAGAAGAAAGUUUUAACAUGAAUGCACGUAUUUCAUCUAGCCCCCAAAAAAACGACAUAGUGACGGGCUUUGUUAUUUCCACUCCAUCCUUCGAACUGUACAUGGUUCGCAAAGGUAGUGAUAUUGACAAAAAGGCCCUUGCGCAAACCAGCAAAAAGAUUAUCAAAUGGUGUCUCAAGAACGAAGGAAGAUUGUUCGUGAGUGGAGGCGCUGUGUUUUAG
This is a messenger RNA of Komagataella phaffii GS115, 1725 nucleotides long. Its product is annotated as Protein required for fusion of cvt-vesicles and autophagosomes with the vacuole. Gene Ontology annotation, cellular component: fungal-type vacuole membrane; Mon1-Ccz1 complex. Gene Ontology annotation, biological process: vesicle-mediated transport; protein targeting to vacuole. The coding region runs from base 1 to 1725 and encodes 574 amino acids. The record is from RefSeq and is a predicted model, not a curated record. The transcript has a single exon. NCBI's taxonomy places the organism in Eukaryota, Fungi, Ascomycota, Pichiomycetes, Pichiales, Pichiaceae.